Molecule: messenger RNA, 1395 nt
Organism: Neurospora hispaniola
Lineage: Eukaryota; Fungi; Ascomycota; Sordariomycetes; Sordariales; Sordariaceae
Exons: 4
Coding region: 1-1395 (464 amino acids)
Source: RefSeq, a predicted model, not a curated record
AUGACACAUAGCGCCAGUCUAUCUACCGAGAUUCGCCACAACGCCCUCCUUCAACUUCUUGCCAACUCGUUGGUCCUGAACCAUACCACUCCCUACUUGUCUUCCUACGAUGUCUUGAAUCUAGCUGCUACCUCGCGUACCUUCCGAUACAUCGUCUAUUCCACGCCCCAUAUCUUUAGCCGCUUGGACCUUACCACUGUCAGGAAGGCUCAGUACAUCGAAGAGAAAUCCAGUCGCGGUGGCGACGUCUACUCGGGCCACCUCCGUCGUAUCUUUAGCAGCCUUCGGUGUCUAGAUAUCCUCCGACAUGUCCAAGUCCUUUGCCUCGACGGACUUUCCGUUACCUCCGAGCUAGUCCACGAAAUCCUCACCGACCCAACAUACUCGGUCAAAAUCCUAUCGAUCCGUGAUGUGGUGAACAUGAAUGAAGGGAAGCUCCGUGCUGCCUUGCAAUAUGCGUGCCGACCAUCAAGACCUGAGGGGACACCACGCUUGAAAGGUCUCUAUGUGUUCGGGCCCAAGGACUCGGUACGCCCUGACUUGUCCAGCUCAGGCGCUUCUACUCCGACCUCAACAUGCUCAUCAACCUCGUGGGCGGCUGGUACUGGUGCAGCUGAUCAGGAGCCCGAGGCGUGGUAUACCAAGCGCGGCGCUCAGUUCCCAGUCCUGAAUGGAAGUCGAACUAUUUCCGAAUGGGCCUCGUGGGCCUCCACGCUCAUCGCGUGUUACAGCAACAUAGCCUUUGACGCUGUCCUUUGCACUGGUCCUAGACACCUGAACUCUCGCGCGUGGGGAACGGUGAACAUCGAAGCACUGAAUGCCGCCAAAAACCCAGCAUCGGCGGACGUUCCCAUUCAUGCUGUCGCCACGCACAGCCUAGGCGGGUGUGCUGGCUGCGGUUCAGCCCCCGAGGGAUGGACGAUCUGGGGUGAGGAGCCUCCGACAGAGCGUGAUCCCCACGAAAGGAGAGCAAGCGAAGGCGGCACGAUGACAACCGACAUCGGCCGGUUCCCCUUGCUUGCCCCGCCGCCACUGCACUCAGUCAGCUUGAAAUCUGCCAUGUGUCCGACAGGCCAGUCGGUGUAUACCCGUCUCUCGCAGUUCAGGAGCAAAGAUGAACAGGCCCGGUUUAUCCCGCGCUGUUAUGACUGUAUCCGUGAUCGAUACUGUACGGGUUGCAAUAAGUGGUGGUGUGAGACGUGUUACGUUGGACCUUGGGCGUCUGUUCAUGAUGGCGAGGCUUCGCAGGCUAAGAUGACUGAUCUUGCCCGCGUAACCAAGAGUUGCUGGGAGUGCGGCAUGAAUGGUGCUCCGCUAGAGGCAGGGCCGGCGUCAGACAUCCUGAGCUCUAUUGACAGUGCAGUCCCUCAACCCUCAUGCAACAUGACGGCUUGA